Molecule: messenger RNA, 1957 nt
Organism: Balaenoptera ricei (Rice's whale)
Lineage: Eukaryota; Metazoa; Chordata; Mammalia; Artiodactyla; Balaenopteridae
Gene: ABHD12
Product: abhydrolase domain containing 12, lysophospholipase
Exons: 13
Coding region: 143-1339 (398 amino acids)
Biological process (GO): phosphatidylserine catabolic process; monoacylglycerol catabolic process
Cellular component (GO): endoplasmic reticulum membrane
Molecular function (GO): monoacylglycerol lipase activity; phosphatidylcholine lysophospholipase A1 activity
Source: RefSeq, a predicted model, not a curated record
GGCCCCGCCCCGACCCCGGCCGACAAGGACGUCAGGGCGGCGGGCUCGAGGCGGUGGCGGCUCACCUGAGCGGCUGCUCCCCUGAGCGGCGGCCGGCGGCGAGGGCCGGGGCGAGGGUGAGGCCGGCGGUGCUGGCCACGGGAUGAGGAAGCGGACCGAGCCCGUCGCCCUGGAGCAUGAGUGCCACGCCGCCUCGGGCUCGUCCUCCGCCGGCUCGGCCGCCGCGGCGCUGGACGCCGACUGCCGCCUGAAGCAGAACCUGUGCCUGACGGGCCCCGGGCCGGCCGAGCCGCGCUGCGCCGCCGACGCGGGCAUGAAGCGGGCGCUGGGCAGGCGAAAGGGCCUGUGCUUCCGACUGAGGAAGAUACUCCUCUGUGUCGUGGGGUUGUACGUGGCCAUUCCAUUUCUCAUCAAACUGUGUCCUGGGAUACAGGCCAAACUGAUUUUCUUGAAUUUCGUUCGCGUUCCCUAUUUCAUUGAUUUGAAGAAACCGCAGGAUCAAGGUUUGAAUCACACCUGUAAUUACUACCUCCAGCCAGAGGAAGACGUGACCCUCGGAGUCUGGCACACUGUCCCCGCUGUCUGGUGGAAGAACGCCCAAGGGAAGGACCAGAUGUGGUAUGAGGAUGCCUUGGCUUCUAGCCACCCGAUCAUCCUGUACCUGCACGGGAACGCGGGCACCAGAGGAGGCGACCACCGGGUGGAGCUUUACAAGGUGCUGAGUUCCCUUGGCUACCACGUGGUUACCUUUGACUACAGAGGUUGGGGUGACUCAGUAGGAACGCCGUCGGAGCAGGGCAUGACGUACGACGCGCUCCAUGUUUUUGACUGGAUCAAAGCGCGAAGUGGAGACAACCCUGUGUAUAUUUGGGGCCAUUCCCUCGGCACCGGAGUGGCCACAAACCUGGUGCGGCGCCUCUGUGAGCGAGAGACACCUCCAGAUGCCCUCAUACUGGAAUCUCCAUUUACUAAUAUCCGUGAAGAAGCUAAGAGCCAUCCAUUCUCAGUGAUCUAUCGAUACUUCCCUGGGUUUGACUGGUUCUUCCUUGAUCCCAUCACAAGCAGUGGAAUUCAGUUUGCAAAUGAUGAAAACGUGAAGCAUAUCUCCUGCUCCCUGCUCAUCCUGCACGCCGAGGACGACCCGGUCGUGCCCUUCCAGCUCGGCAGAAAGCUCUACAACAUUGCUGCACUGUCACGCAGCUUCCGAGACUUCAAGGUUCAGUUCAUCCCCUUCCACUCGGACCUUGGCUACAGGCACAAGUUCAUCUACAAGAGCCCUGAGCUUCCACGGAUCCUGAGGGAAUUCCUGGGGAAGUCGGAACCAGGGCGCCAGCACUGAGUGUUACUCGCCACCUGAAGGAGCAUGAAGAUGUCUGCCCUUGUCCCCCCCCUUCCUCUGGCCAGCCCGGCACCCUGAAGAUGCGCCUGGAGAGAGAACUCGGAUGCCAGCGGGCCAGGCAGAGGAGGCCCUGGCAGACCUGAGGCACCCGCCCCGGGUGGCUGGGAGCACAGGUCUCUGGACAGUGUGGGUGGCGGGCAUGUGGCCCUCUCUCCCUCUUGCUGCCACUCAACCUGAGGUCUUGUUGGGAAGACGGUGACAGAGCUUUCUGGCCAUCGGCUGGUUGAUCCCACACUUCCUGAGCUGGGCACCGGGAGCCUGGGGCAGGAGGCGUGGGGUCUUGGGACCACGUUGAGCUUUCUGACACCACUCUCGAGAAUGUGGGGAAACUUGGGUUCUUUCUGUCCCUUCCCAGAGCGGACUCUAGUGGUUCCAUCAGCCCCUCUCGCCCUGUGCACCCCGCUUGCCUUCCUUGGUGUCCCUGCCUCCCUGGGCGGCCCCACUGCUCCCAGCGGGGGAGGUGCCCGUGGUCUGCCUUCCUCUGAUUUCCACCCACCUGUCUACCUAACCUGGCCUUAGACUGAGCAUUUAUUUAAGAAUAAAAUCGUGGUGGUGGUC